UCUGAGUGCUUUCCGCCGCGAACGACUGCACGCCUCGAUGUGUUUCACACUGCUUUCAAGGGUUGCGCAUCCGCAUGAUCUUGGUACGAGAUAUGCUUUGCUGUCGGCGUAUUCUGCUCGGACGCCGGCGCUGCAGCCAGGACACAACAUGCAGGUACAACGUACGAGAGGGAUCGGUCAACACUGUUCGGACGUGCACAGUAUCUACUGUGCAAGCUCAAAACUGCAGCACACCAAUCAAACACCAACGUAAGUUUCUUGGCGAAUGGGCGCGGAUGAUGACCGACAUCCGAGUUCUGUAUGAGACCAUCCGAUACACAGCACAAAGCGGGCUACACACAAGCGCGGUCGACGACACGAACUUCGACCAGCCUGUACCAUCCGUAUAUAAGCAGGUAUACGCCUCCCAUUUACGCCAGUCUGCUCUUCCCUCGAGACUCACUCGUCGUCGCGCGGCACUGGUUGGUAAGUCGCAUGCCUUGGUUCCUGCAUGCUCUCGACGUCUGAUGAUGUUCCCUCGCCGGUCCAACUCGAGUCCACGAAGCCUCCAGUAUCUGUUCGAAGGCGAUAUGCGCUAUUCCAUCGUGUCCAUCGCAAUCGUCGUGUUUGCUGCGAUCCAGACAGCACUUACCGCUUCAACCCCUCCAGGCACAGGUUCCAUCGACGAGCUCGCGAGUGCAAUGGGCAGUCUAGGCGUUGAAGAGAAUGUCCCGGAAAUCAUCGUGUCUCCACCAGCUACUAAGAAGUCUAGAGGACCGCACCAUGGGUCGUGGAGGCGCAGACAACAGGCGUCCUGGAGGAGACGCGCAGACGAACAGGACGAUGAAGAGGCUCCUCAGCCAGAUGACGAAACCACCACGCGCCGGGAGUUCCAGGAUGCUAUUCGCCGUCGCGGUGUAGAGGAGCUGUAUACCCGGUCGGACGCAUUGUUGAAAGGGCUCGAGUGAGCGCUGUUGUGUCGCGGUGAUGUCGUUGUUGUCAUUUAGUAGGCAGUGAACCGGCAGGUUGGUGUGUAUGUCGGCCACGGCGAUUACCAAUAUCUUGUAGUUCUUAAGAGAUGAUGAACCCAUUGUACUUGUUUUGUGAGCAGUGGGACGAUACAACAUGUCUGCAUGUCUGAGGCCUUGAUGGGCAAAGCGAUCCAAGGCCGUGACACAUCCAAUGAAGCUGAGUUGUCUCCCUGCCUCCCAUGCACGGUUUCACUGCUCCGACGCAGUGUCCUGGAAGGAGGACCAUGCAGCACAGUCGGCCUUGACGCUGCCGGUGCAUUGCAUGUUGAUCGUAUCCCAGGAUAUG
Messenger RNA from Rhodofomes roseus, 1296 nucleotides. RefSeq lists its product as uncharacterized. The record is from RefSeq and is a predicted model, not a curated record. Lineage: Eukaryota; Fungi; Basidiomycota; Agaricomycetes; Polyporales; Fomitopsidaceae. The coding region runs from base 75 to 947 and encodes 290 amino acids. The transcript has 5 exons.